AUGGCUACGACAAAGGAGAUGAAGAAAUCGUGCAUGCAAACCAUCCGAGAAAGAAUUGCAAACCAUUGGACAACGCCAAGAAAGCUUUGCUCGCCAGAGCAGUACGACGCAGAAGAAUGGCUUUUUACCUUUUACCUGGGUAAGGACCGGUACUAUUCGUCUCACUGUCUUCGAUUUUCGCGAUGGUAUCUCUUUCUCGCAAGUUUUCUGGUCCAGUUCUGCAUCGGAUCACUCUACUCUUGGUCAGUGUUCAACAAGCCCAUCGAUAAUUAUGUCUACAAUGACAUAAAGGCUAGCAAUGCUGUGAACGCUUUCUACUUUGCAGUAGGCACUUUCGGUACGACGACGGCUAUUAUGGGUCCUUGGAUCGAACGCCACGGCCCACGCUACGGUGUGGUGCUCGGUACGUCGGCAUUCCUAUUGGGUCACGUGAUUGUGGCUAUCGGUGUUGCGUACAAGGAGAUUGCUGCAGUUUACGUCGGGUAUGGUCUGUUCUGUGGCUUUGGCAUGGGACUUUGCUACAUCGCUCCCAUAUCAGCGUUGCAGAAGUGGUUUCCGGAUUACCGUGGCACUGCGGCAGGAUUUGCUGUUGCAGGAUAUGGCGCCGGAGCUGUAGUAUGGGCAAAAGUCUAUCGACCGUGCAUUAAAACGGUCGGCGUUUCAUCGACGUUUGUGGUUGUUGGAUCUGCAAUGGCUGGCACAAUGUACUUGUGCGCCAUCGUCCUGCGAACGCCUCACCUUGACUUUACUGUUGGCGGACUGAACAUUCAUGGCGAAGUUGUCGACGACUCUAGAACAACGACAGACAUUGUGGUACUAAAGGAUCGUUACGAAUCUGCUGGAUCUGAGAAUGAUAUUGAUUUUAUCAUCAGUACAAAUGCCCAGGUGAGCAAAUUGUCGUUGAUCGACGCUAUCAAGACAUUGGACUUCCUGUGUAUGUACCUCAUGUUCUUUGCCAAUCAGAUCUACGGGUUGGUCGUCCUAUCCGAGCUUUCCAGCAUGUGCACUGACAUUUUCGGUCAAACAGGUGACCAUGCAGCUAACAUCGUAUCAAUCAACGGCGUGUUCAACUGCUUUGGUCGGCUUUUCUUCUCCCUAGCAUCCGACGUCGCUGCUCGUUAUUUCAAUAUCGAGCACUCGUUUGCACGCAAGUGCGUAUUCUAUACGACCCUGCUCUUGCAGAUUGUCAUCGUAGGGACAACCCCAAUGUUGAUUCGCAACCGUCAAUACACGGCUUUUGUGGCGGAAAUUUUUAUUCUCACGGCAAGCUAUGGUGGGGGAUUUGGUACCAUCCCAGCUUUCCUCACGGACAUGUUUGGCGCCUUUAACAUCGGUGCAAUGCACGGAUUAAUUCUCACUGCAUGGUCCAUUGGAGGUGUUGUUGGUGGUAUUACUUUUCACAAUGCAUACAACAGCAAAAUCGCAGUUGGUGUCUCCGUUAGCGAGGCUUAUAUCUCGACAGUGACGGACAUUUUCAUUAUCAUCGUAACGGGUUCCGUCAUCUUAUUUUUUGUUCGUACGAACCCCAUGGACAGGUUUGAACCUGGCUACCACUUCAGUAUCUUUGGCAAACGAGUUAUUAGCAUCAAAGCCAACGAGAGACUACCGAAAAAGGAGGACCCAUGGCUUUAG
Peronospora belbahrii is the source of this 1632-nucleotide messenger RNA. NCBI's taxonomy places the organism in Eukaryota, Oomycota, Peronosporomycetes, Peronosporales, Peronosporaceae. The record is from the annotation of a GenBank genome assembly.